GUCUGGGGAUGAAGUUUGCUGUGUCCAGCACAGGCCAGUGAGACUGAGUGGCAUUUAGCUUAAAGCUGCAUUGAUUAUAAAUAUCUCUGAGCAGCCCCAUAGGAAUUUGGAGCUCAGUUCAGCUCAUCAUGGUCAGUUGUUCUUAAAUUGCCAUAGAAAGUAUUGGGUGGGGUUUUAUUGAUUAUAUUAUAGAUAAAAGAAGUUAAAGCUGGAUCUUCAUUCUGCAUUUUAGAGGAUGGGCUUACCCAUGACAUGUGGUUAUCUCAUUUAGUCUCAGAUUUUGCUUUUAAAAACUCACUACAGGUUUUAGUUUUUUAAGUUUAUAGUCCAGGAGAGAAAUGUGUGGUGAUCUCGGGGGAAAUGCUUUGUCCACGAGCAGCGUGUUAGAUUCUGAUAAAAUGUGUGAGGUUAUUUGUGUCUGCAUUUUUAUCUGUUAAAAGUUAUAAAACUUAGGGAAGCUUUGGGGGGGUUUACAGGUUUUUUGGUCGGUUUUUUUGGGGCAGUUUUGAUUGUUACUAAGACAGACUUCUAGUGCUGCUAGAGAGCACGAACGAAAGUGUUUUGGACAAUGUUGCUUCAGCGUAGGUUAUGAGGCAGGAAUGAGAUAAAAACCUUAUUUUUGUGUGUUCUUUUUAAGUUCGGUGUUCUUUUUAAGUUCAGUAACAAGCCGUGGCUUGUUCCUGGGACAAGUCCUGAGUGGGAACAUGUCCGUACCCUGCUCUCAGCCGGCUCUCUGCCCUCCUCGGCUGCAUUUUGCUGCCCUUUGGGCUCCGCGAUUUUUCCGAGGUUCCCGAGGGGCGCCCGGAGCCGGGAGCGCUGAAAAUGGCGGCGGCGGUGGGACUACAACUCCCAGGGUGCUCCGCGCAGCGUCGCGCUUGACGUCAUCACUGCGCCAGGGAGCCUGUGCAGCGUGGUCCCGGAGCUUCGGUAGAGCCUCGGCGGGUCGGGCCGGGUCGGGCCGGGCCGGUACCGCGAGGGGCGAUGGCUCAGGACAGAGAGGGGCCUCCGGCCAAGCGGUUCAAGGCGGCGCCCCCCGGCACGCAGCCCCAGAGCGCCGCCCCGCCCGCACACGUGCAGCGGCGCUCCCUGCCCAUCUCCGGGGCCCGCGGGCCGCUGCUGGCCCGGCUCCGCCGCCUCGACACCGCCAUCCUCAUCGGAGAAACAGGCUCGGGGAAGACCACUCAGCUCCCGCAGUACCUGUACGAGGCGGGGAUUGGCCACCCUGGUGUCAUCGCUGUCACCCAGCCCCGCAGGGUGGCAGCUGUCACCCUGGCUGCCAGAGUUGCUGAAGAGAAGAGGACAGAGCUGGGGAAGCUGGUUGGCUACACGGUGCGCUUCGAUGACUGCUCGUGCGCCGAGACGCGGCUGCGGUUCCUGACGGACGGGAUGCUGCUGCGCGAGGCCAUCGGGGACCCCCUGCUGCACAAGUACAGCGUGGCCAUCCUGGACGAGGCCCACGAGAGGACCAUCCACACUGAUGUGCUCUUUGGGGUGGUCAAAGCCGCUCAAAAGAAGCGAAAGGAGCGGGGCCUGCGGCCACUGAAAGUGAUUGUCAUGUCAGCCACCAUGGAUGUUGACCUGUUCUCCCAGUACUUCAAUGGAGCUCCUGUCAUCUAUCUGGAGGGCCGGCAGCAUCCCAUUGACAUCUUCUACACCAAGGAGAGGCAGAGUGACUACCUGCAGGCAGCCCUGGUGUCCAUCUUCCAAAUCCACCAGGAGGCCCCUGCAUGCCAGGACAUCCUGGUGUUCCUGACUGGUCAGGAAGAAAUUGAAGCAAUGACCAAAACCUGUCGAGAUGUUGCCCAGCAUCUCCCCGAGGGCUGCCCACGGAUGACAGUGCUGCCCCUUUAUGCUUCUCUGCCCCACUCCCAACAGCUCCGUGCCUUUAAACCUACCCCUGAGGGCUGUCGCAAAGUGAUCCUCUCCACCAACAUCGCAGAGACCUCCAUCACCAUUGCUGGCAUCAAAUUCGUUGUGGACACAGGCAUGGUCAAAGCCAAGAAGUACAGCCCUGAAACUGGCCUGGAGGUGCUGGCAGUGCAGCAGGUGUCCAAGGCCCAGGCUUGGCAGCGCACGGGCAGAGCAGGCAGGCAGGAGAGCGGGAUCUGCUACCGGCUCUACACAGAGGAGGACUUUGAGAAGUUUGAGGAAAUGACAACACCUGAGAUACAGAGGUGUAACCUGGCCAGUGUGGUGCUUCAGCUCCUGGCCCUGAAAAUUCCCAAUGUGCUCACCUUUGACUUCAUGUCCAAACCAUCUCCUGAUGCUAUUCAAGCAGCCAUUGAUCAGCUGGACCUGCUGGGAGCUGUGACCCAAAAGGAAGGUCAGCUUGUCCUGACCCCCCUGGGAAAGAAAAUGGCAGCCUUUCCACUGGAUCCAAAGUUCUCCAAGGCCAUCCUCCUGUCCCCACAGUUCCACUGUGCAGAGGAGAUCCUGACCAUUGUGUCACUGUUAUCAGUGGACAGUGUCCUCCACAACCCCCCUGCCCAGAGGGAUGAGGUGCAGGCUGCCAGGAAGAAAUUCAUCUCCAGUGAGGGGGAUCAUCUCACCCUGCUCAACGUGUACAGGGCCUACAAGAACGUCAAUGGGCACAAGGGAUGGUGCAGAGAGAACUUUAUCAAUGGCAGGAACAUGAAGCUGAUGGCAGAAGUCAGAGCUCAGCUCAGGGACAUUUGUGUAAAGCUGUCGAUGCCGCUGGAGUCCUGCCGCGGGGACACGGCCGGCGUGCGGCGCUGCCUGGCCCACAGCCUGUUCAUGAACGCGGCCGAGCUGCGGCCGGACGGCUCCUACGGCACGGUGGGCUCUCAGCAGCUGGUGGCCAUCCACCCCUCCUCGGUGCUGUUCCAGUGCAAGCCUGCCUGCGUGGUGUACACCGGGCUGCUGCGCACCAGCCGCUGCUACAUGCGCGACCUGUGCCCGGUGGAUGCGGAGUGGCUGCUGGAGGCCGCGCCCGAAUACUUCCGCAGGAGGCUCCGCUCGGCCAAGAGCUGACCCUGGCACCAGCUGGCUUGGCUGCUCCUCGAAAGACUUUCUGAAAAGUAUUGGGAUAAUUACCAAUGUGGCUGGACAGGACGUGCCUGAGCAUGUCUGGCUCUUGGUGCUGAACCAAACAGCGGCACAGUGGUGUUUCACCCCAGAGACACUUUUGGCCAUGGCUGGGUGGUGUUUCACCCCAGAGACACUUUUGGCCAUGGCUGGGUGGUGUUUCACCCCAGAGACACUUUUGGCUGGCUGGGUGCUGCAGCUGGGCACGUGGGAACAAGUCCAGGCGUGCAGGAGCUCUGGUGGCUGUGGGAUGGAGCUUCCCCCCAUAACAGGGUCUGCUCCUCGGGUUACCUCUGGGGGAGAAGCUUUAAGGUGAUGGAGAAGGAAAGGAGUGGGUUCUGAUGGAGGGUUUGGAUCCAGAGUUUUAUUCUGGCCCACAGGCCUCUGAACCCAGCACCAGCUCCAACAGAACUCCCAAACCGUGUGGUUGCUGUUGCUGUUCCUUUUAACCCCGAGGAGAGGGGGAGGGAAGGAGUAGGAAUCCCACCAACCAGGUACACAGAAGGAGGAAUUAAGGGACAAAGGACACCUGGGUGGCCCAAUGCCUCCCCAGGGGUAGAGGGCAUCCUUUGAAUCUGCCAAUCACUCAAUGCCCUCCUGGAAUUCCAGUACUGACAGUGCUGGGAGGGGAAAGGAGAGGUGAUUGACACACCUGGCAGGGAAUUAUCAGGGGAGGGACCCGAGGUUCUGAGGUAAACCCUGAAAUCACAACGCAACAGAAAAGUGCAUAUUAUAUAGCUCCACACAGAUAUUUACUAUAUGUAUUUUGUUGUAUUGAUUAGUAGUGCUGUAUUAACGUUUUAAUGGUAUGGUAAAUGUAGUUUUGUAGUUAAAAGGUAAAUUUUGUAGUUAAAAUAUGAACUAUGUAUGUGGGAUAUUUUUUUAAGAGAGGAAUGAGGUACUCACGCCAGAUAGCAGCCACAGGACAUGUAAAUCUUUCAGACAAGGGAAUUUAUUGCCCCAUUAUCAGAAGAAAUUAACUUCUUCCCACCCUGCUCAGCCAUGAAGAUGCCAUUUAGGAUUAAGAGGAAAAAGUUUACACUGACCAAACGGAAUCCUUUGUUUGAAUGGAAGUUAUGCAUCAUGUAUGAGAUGUAUGAAUAUUCAACAGGCUGUUGCUUUUAAGGGUUAAUCCUUUUUUGGGCUUAUGCUGCCCAGAAAAAGGUACCCAGACGUCUGUAACUCUUUAAUUCUGUUGUCUCAUAUUGUCCUAAUCCAAACUGUCCAAAGUUUUACUACUCUAAUUAUAUUACUAUUUUUAUAACCAUUUUAUUGCUAUUAAACUUUUAAAAUUUUAAAAACAA
Molecule: messenger RNA, 4349 nt
Organism: Serinus canaria (Common canary)
Lineage: Eukaryota; Metazoa; Chordata; Aves; Passeriformes; Fringillidae
Gene: DHX33
Product: DEAH-box helicase 33
Exons: 12
Coding region: 982-2991 (669 amino acids)
Biological process (GO): positive regulation of transcription by RNA polymerase I
Cellular component (GO): nucleolus; intracellular anatomical structure
Molecular function (GO): RNA binding; ATP hydrolysis activity
Source: RefSeq, a predicted model, not a curated record